Messenger RNA from Guillardia theta CCMP2712, 615 nucleotides. RefSeq lists its product as hypothetical. The transcript is spliced from 7 exons. The record is from RefSeq and is a predicted model, not a curated record. Lineage: Eukaryota; Cryptophyceae; Pyrenomonadales; Geminigeraceae. The coding region runs from base 1 to 615 and encodes 204 amino acids.
AUGAACUCUCGCUGGGAUAUCAGCGUGCAAGAGGACAAGAAGUUCUCCGAGAACCUUGAGAUGGAUUUAGACGAUGACGACAAUGAGAACAAAGUUGAGCAAUCGAUCACCAUAGAGGCCUCGGCGCAAGACUGUUUCACAGCAGCAACAACCUAUGAAGACUAUCCCAAGUGGGCAGGGUGCACAAAGGCGGUCAAGGUCCUCGAAAGACGAGCAAGCGACGGCCUGGCCGUGCUUGUAGAGUUUGUAAUGGGGAUUUUUGGCUUCACCUCGCGGAACAAGAUGAAGUACACAUAUGACAAGCCUCGGUGCAUGAGUUGGCACAUCACGGAGGGAGGGAUCAAAGAGCUUGAUGGAAGGUAUGACUUCAUCUCGCUCGGUCCGGAGAGAACCAAGGUUGUAUACAAGCUGAGGGUCGAGCCCGGUUUCUUCCUUCCUAAGAUGAUAAAACGAGCUACUUCAAGAGCCGUCGCCAAGAUGGCCCUAGAAGAUCUUAAGAGAUUCACCGAGCAGCGCAAUCAGGAAAAAAGCCUCCUCGAGGUCGAGAACAAGGACGUCUGCACGACGUCGGAGAGCACAACAUCGCCACUAAGGCAUUUGAUCCCUCUCUGUUGA